This is a messenger RNA of Phyllopteryx taeniolatus (common seadragon), 2000 nucleotides long. It is a transcript of the gene gskip, whose product is annotated as gsk3b interacting protein. Bases 236 to 637 code for a protein of 133 amino acids. The record is from RefSeq and is a predicted model, not a curated record. Gene Ontology annotation, biological process: regulation of canonical Wnt signaling pathway. Gene Ontology annotation, molecular function: kinase regulator activity; protein kinase A binding. The transcript is spliced from 3 exons. Lineage: Eukaryota; Metazoa; Chordata; Actinopteri; Syngnathiformes; Syngnathidae. Gene Ontology annotation, cellular component: cytoplasm.
UCAGCUGCGUCAUAACAUGGCGAUGUCACAUAAGGCACACUUACUUCAUCCAUUUUUUUAACGUAAUUAGUUAGGUACAAACUCGGACAAAUUCCAAAACAGUAUUAAUACGUAACAGAGUGGUUUUAGUUGUCCACAAACGAACGCCUCGACGGGUUUCCAUCAACCGCCCCCGCGGAGAGCUCACUCUGUGGGCUGGAAGCUUCUACGGAAGAACACAACCAAAUCGGAGGAAAUGGAAGUGGACUGCCAGCCCGAGGACCCCAUGGUGUCCGCAUUCGAAGACGGCUGCAUAGAGCUGUGCGACGUCAAGGACAUGAGACUGGAGGCGGACGCCGUUGUCAACGACGUCCUUUUUGCUGUGGCCCAAAUGCACGUGUCCAAAAACCUCAACAAUUCAUCAGACGUGGCUUAUAUCAAUGUGGAGACGAGAGAGGGCAACCGCUAUUGUCUGGAGCUCACAGAAGCAGGACUGAGGGUGGUGGGCUAUGCUUUUAACAAAGUGGACGACGACCUGAGCACUCAGUACCAUGAGACAGUUUACUCGCUUCUGGACACGCUGAGUCCGGGCUACAGGGAAGCCUUCGGGAAUGCUUUGCUUCAGCGGCUGGAAAGUCUCAAGCAAAAUGGACAGUGACAACAAAGCAGGUGUCUUUGUAACAAGCCAAUAAAUACAACAACAACAACAACAAAAAUGUAAUACGGAAUGUCCACUUGCCAUUAUAUGAAGGGGUACCUUGCCCUAUCAAUUUUCCUUUGUUCCUUAUCAUCUAAUGACUUCAUGUUAGUUAAUUCCUGACUGGUUGCUUGGGCUCCAUUGCAACAUUCUGCUCUUUGUUGACUUUACUGUGGAAAAAUAUUCCAACUUCACACAAUGCACAAUAAUUUGCAAUGCAAAUCUGACUGAUGCUGUGACCUGAUGACUGAUAUCUGUUCAACUUCCCCAAAGUAGUGCAGGGGCCAAAACGGAAUUUUCUUCCUUGUUCCACAAAUAUUCUGCCUUAAUGAUUUGCUUGGUUACCUCUUUAUUUACAAAGAUAGAAAAGGUAUGUCAAGAUGUAACAAAGCUAUUCUUGUGUUCUUAUGUUGAUCGAGUAGGGAUGUCAAACUCAUUUUUGUCGUGGGCCACAUUGCAGUUAUAGACAGAGGGCCGUUAUGACUGAAACAAUAUCAAUGUUUAGUCGCUUCAUCAUAUUACAUAGAGUACACAGCAAAAUGAUGGCUAACUAGUUCUUAAAUCAAAAGUCAAGGAUAAUAGUUUGUUCAACUAUUGUGCAAGUGAUAUGGCGAGUCUUUUUCUGACAGAAUAGGUAAGGAAGCCAUCUGGUCUUUGUGAGUUUUGUUACAAGAAAGAAAAUCUUUGCAAAGAGAGGAAAAGGUACAAGUGGUCACGAGUUGUUACCCCUUACUGAAGCCCAAGCAAAAAUUCACCUUCAUUAUACAGAAGUGGGGGGGGGGGGGGGGAUUCCCACAAGAUUCUCACACAAUUAGCAUUGUGCCGCUGCACUCAAACUUAUCUUUAUGCGAAUGGUUGCAUGCAGAGAAAAGAAGAGAAAUCCAGAGAGUAGUCAAAACAAGGGCACAGCAAUACUCUGCUGACUCAGAGCUAUGCAACGAUAAAACAUCUGAAAGUUAUAUAAAACAAAUUUUCCAAAUGCAAAAAUGAGUUUGGUAACAAAAUGCUUGUCAUAUUUAUUACAUAUGAGAUUUUGGUACAGAUUUUAGCAAGAAUAAUUGACAUGCAAAAUGUGCUUUCGUGGGCCACAUAAAAUGUGGCGGGCCAGAUUUGGUCCAAGGGCCUUAAGUUUGACACCUGUGAUCUACAGUAUAAUACGGCACAAUGUAAUGAAUGGCGGUUUGGCUUUCAGUGUUUGUUUUUUUUGUUUUUUGUUUCUCUAGUUAGUGUGAAUUUUUUACUUCAGAAUUCAAUUCGGGAUGUUUCAUGUUGCCCACUUUUCUUGCUGCUGGACUUUGAGCUGACCAAUAAAGGUUUCAAGUCA